Molecule: messenger RNA, 884 nt
Organism: Ambispora leptoticha
Lineage: Eukaryota; Fungi; Glomeromycota; Glomeromycetes; Archaeosporales; Ambisporaceae
Source: the annotation of a GenBank genome assembly
GCAAAGUAUUAAAAGUAGAGGGCAUUGACAAUGCUAAAAAGUGUUUACAAUCCUUCCGAAAUGGCACUAUUACUGCUUUUGGCGGGAGAUUUCGCGGAGCCAGUUAUGACAAAAAUGCCGAACGGAUAAUUAACCAAGCCAAAAGGUCAUUAAAAGAAGCAAUUAAAAGACAUGAAAAAGGAGAAAAUAUUAAUAUCCAAGAAACCGCUAUUGCACCUUCUUCUUAUUACAGUUGGGGAGUAAUUAUUGGAAUUGGUAGUAUUCAUGGCUUUAUUGGUCCCAAUGGAGCAGGUAAAACUACAACUUUAAAUUGCUUGAUGAGCGGAGUAAAACCAAAUAGCGGCGAAAUUUACUUAGAAGGACAAAAAAUCGGUGAGGAUGAAUUAGUUAACCAAAAAAUUGGUUUCAUGACCGAACAGGCGAAAUUUACCGAGGAUUUAAAAGUAGCAGAUUUUAUUCAUUUAGCGGGAAAAUUGCGGAACAUUCCCGCUCCAAAAGUAGAAGCCCGUUUACGACAAUCAGAUUUAAAUAAUCACCGCUUUAAAAGGUGUGGGGAAUUAUCGACGGGUUGGAAAAAGAUUUUGCUCUACUUUGUUUCCGUGAUGCAUGACCCAGAUAUUUUGGUGCUGGAUGAACCAACUUCCGGCUUAGACCCCUCCUAUCGAGGGAUUUUAUUAAAUCAAUUAGAGCAAAUACGAAAACGAGGCGGAACCGUUUUAAUUUCUAGUCAUAUUUUAUCAGACUUACAAAAAUUAGUGGACUCCGCCACCUUGAUUGACAAAGGUAAAAUAGUUUAUACUGGAGAAAAACCGGCUGAUAUUGAAGAAAUGUAUAAUAAAUUAGUUCUCAAAGAUAAAAUUAAAGCAAAGAGCGGACAAACUUGA